AUGCCAGGGGUUGCAGUGGCUGGAGGCUUGGGGCAGCUGGGUCAGGCUAUCGUUGACGCCCUGCUUAGUAAUGGGAAUUAUAAUGUCUUGGUUCUUACUCGAAAGGUGCCUACAGUCACGGAGAGCGAGAUCAAUGCUUCUGUUAUAGCGGUCGAUUACAACAACAUCGAUGCACUUGCUUCCAUUCUUGAGACGCAUCAAGUGCAGAUCGUCAUAUCGGCGAUUGACACUUUGAAUGGAAGCGCACCUGAGCUGAGCCUGAUUCAAGCGGCUGAGAAGUCGGCAACAACAAAACGUUACGUGUCUUCCUUCUGGGCGCAUGACUAUCCUGAUGAGUUCAAAGAGUACUUCUUCGCUAGGCCCAAGUACGAUGCAUUAAAAGUUCUAGAUGCCACAUCACUGGAGUACACUGCCUUCCGGAUCGGGUGGUUCAUAGACUACUACGUUGCGCCCUAUGUCAAAUCCCACAUACGACCAGAAGGCUUGUUCGUCGAUAUGGAAAACAACGCUGCUGCAAUUCCCGGAUCUGGCACCGCCCCAGCCGUCUUCACACACAGCCUCGACGUGGCCCGUUUUGUCGUUGCUUAUCUCCAGCUUCCCAAGGGGGAGAAAAGCGCAUACAUCUUAGGCGAUAGGCUUACGUGGAAUGAAUUCGUCCAAAUUGCUGAGGACGUCAAAGGAGUCAAGUUCAGGGUUACCUAUGACUCUGAGAGCUCACUAGAAGCCGGCGAGAUUACCGAGCUCCCCGCUCAUCGACGCCUAUACGAACAUGUGCCUAAAGAACGUAUCCAAACGAUCUUGAGUAUUUACGGUCGUGACUUUGCCAUGGGAGGCUUUAAUUUCGACCCCCCGCUCUUGGUUAACGAUCUGUUUCCAUCCAUCAAGGCCAAGACUGUUCGAGAGUUAGUUGAGGAGGCGUGGGGCAAGAAACCAGCGUGGUAG
Molecule: messenger RNA, 942 nt
Organism: Fusarium falciforme
Lineage: Eukaryota; Fungi; Ascomycota; Sordariomycetes; Hypocreales; Nectriaceae
Product: NAD(P)-binding protein
Exons: 3
Coding region: 1-942 (313 amino acids)
Source: RefSeq, a predicted model, not a curated record